Serinus canaria (Common canary) is the source of this 5722-nucleotide messenger RNA. RefSeq names its product APC membrane recruitment protein 2 (gene AMER2). The transcript has a single exon. Gene Ontology annotation, cellular component: plasma membrane. The record is from RefSeq and is a predicted model, not a curated record. Gene Ontology annotation, molecular function: beta-catenin binding; phosphatidylinositol-4,5-bisphosphate binding. The coding region runs from base 176 to 2047 and encodes 623 amino acids. Gene Ontology annotation, biological process: regulation of canonical Wnt signaling pathway. Lineage: Eukaryota; Metazoa; Chordata; Aves; Passeriformes; Fringillidae.
GCGCGGGCCCGCGGCGGCGGCGGGGGAAAGCGGCUUAUCCCCUCCUUCCCUCCCUCCGCCGGGUUGCCAUGGAGACGGGCGGGCGGCGGCGGCGGGGCUGUCACUGAGGGAUCGCACGGCGCUCCGCGGCGGAGGGGAAGCCGCGGCGGCCGCGGCAGCAGCGGCAGAGGCAGAAAUGGACUCGCACUGCGACUGUGUCGAGCCCCCGGCCGCCGAGCAGCCGUCGGGGAGGAUUAACAAAACCGCUUUCAAGCUCUUCAGGAGGAGGAAGUCCGGGGGAACCAUGCCGAGCAUCUUCGGGGUGCGGAGCAGAGGAGGGGAGGGUAAGGGCGCCGGCAAGCCGGGGAUGGUGCGGAGCCGGACGCACGACGGCUUGGCCGACGCCGUGCUGGAGAGCAGCAAGAAGGAGGAACCGGGCGGCGGCGACGCGCCGAGCCGCGAGGCGCAGGAGCGGCCGGCCGGCAGCCUCGGCGGCUCCGCCGGCAGCGCGGUGGCCAAGUCGCACAGCUUCUUCUCGCUGCUGAGGAAGAACGGCAGGCAGGCGGAGGGCGCGGAGCCGCGGGCCGGCGGCAGACAAAAGAAGGGACUGAAGGGGAUCUUCAGCAGCAUGCGGUGGCACAGAAAGGACAAAAUCGGCAAGGAGGAGAGGGGGGAAACCUCGGACAUCCCGUCCGGCCUUAUCAUGCCGGGGUCCCUGACCGCCAGCCUGGAGUGCAUCAAGGAGGAGACGCCGAAACCUUUGUCUGAGAGCCCGAGCGGCGCGGGAGACGCCGGGCCGGAGCUGCCGCGGGAGAAGCGCAGCGGCGAGGCGCCCGCCGCGGCCGAGGAGCCCCAAGCGGGCGGCGCGGAGCCGCGGGCCAGCAGCCCCCCGCCCCGGGAGGAGCCGCCCGCCGCCGUGCGGCCACCCGAGGAGCUCAGCCGCGAGCGACCGGAGCCGGCCGCCGGAGAGGUUGGGACUGCGAAGGAUGCGGCGAUAACAGGUGACAUUCCAAUAACGACUAUCCCCCCUGUUGAACCUCACUGUGAUAGCGGUCAAGAGACGGCAGCCGCCCCUGACCCUUCCUCUGUUGAUCCACCCUCAGAGCAAUCGAUUGAUCGUAUUUGUUUGAUGUUUGCUGACGUGACUUCACUGAAAAGCUUUGACUCUCUUACAGGCUGCGGAGAUAUUAUUGCGGACCAUGAGGAGGAUGUGGGCGGCGGGAGUGGCGUCUGCGAGAAGAGCACCCCCGGGCCCAGCAAGCUGGGUGCCACCAAGAAGCACCCCACCAUGGUGGCCUACCAGGGAGGAGGGGAGGAGAUGGCCAGCCCCGACCAGGUGGAUGACACCUGCCUGCAGGAGUUCUGGGAUAUGCUGUCACAGACAGACGAGACUAAGACGCAAGGAGGAGGAAGCGGAGGAGGGACAAAGAAGCCCGAGGGGUUGAAGGAAGCCCGAGGUACCGAGGGGGCCCAGAAUAGGGUGGUGGUGAAACGUGGUGGCCUCCACCAGAUUGCCAUUCACCUGAACCACAAAGAGGAGCAGAAAAGCAGGGAAAAGGAGCAGCACGAGGGUGUCCCAAACAGCGAUGAGGGCUACUGGGAUUCCACCACCCCUGGUCCCGAGGAAGAUAGUUCCACAAGCAUCCAGAAGGAAACCCUUCCCAGGGACAGCUACAGUGGGGAUGCUCUCUAUGACCUUUAUGCUGAGCCGGAUGAGAACCCACCAGCAGGGCCCACACACGAGGAAGUCCCCAGUGUGCCACGCUCCAAGCCCGUGUCUCCGAUAACGACCGUGAGCUCACUGAAAACACCCUCCAGCGCCGCGAAGGACUCCAAGAUACCCAUCAGCAUUAAACACCUUUCCUCAUCGCACCCCGCCAGCCAUGGAGCAGAUGCCAGUAACAGCCAUCACGUCGCACACCAUCACCUGGCCAAAAGUGAGAUGCACAGAACAAAAAUCCCCGUCUCCAAAGUCCUGGUACGUCGAGUCAGUAACAGGGGCGCAGCCGGGUCAGUAACGGGGACAACAGUGAAAACUGCCACGUACCAGGACAGUGCCAAAAAGUAGUUGGGGAAGAAGUGGAGGCAAAGGCAGAGAAAGAAGUCCAUGUGGGAAAGUCUGCUUAGGAGACCACAGAUAAUGAAUUAGUUUUGCGUCACCUGAAGAAAGUCACCUCAAAGGCUUCCUUCACUGUACUCUGUGGGCCUGCACUUCUGAGUCUCUUCUUACUAGACUGUAUGGCUGAAUACAAAAAGUCAACUUCUUUUUGAGCACUUUUUUUACAUUUGUAUCUUUUUUCUGCAACACUAAACACUGGGGAGGUUCAUUUUUACAUGCCUUUCUGGAAGCAGGACUUGGAUUAUGACCAUCCUUCCUCGUGCAAAGCAGUGUCAUGAGUUCUUCAAGGGAACAGAGCUACAAAAGGAGCGACAUGAGAGGUUCUCCUCCUAUACAUUUAUCUUCUAAUCGUUUCUCGGGGAGGAGUAGAGGCUGGGUGCCUGGCUGGCUCUGGAAAUGAUGUUUGCUCCACAAGAUGUUGGAAAAAAAUGCCAAGCAGAAAACAACCCACCUAACAGGUAUUUUGCCUGCUGUAGGAACGAGAACACUGCUCAGCAGCAGACUUGAUUGACUUGUGUGCAGGAGAUAAAACUAAGGAGUGAGGUGGACUCGUCUAACAGGAAAACAUAUUUUUGUUUGUCUGUCUGUCUGGUUGGUUUUGAUCUGGUCUAAUGUAAAUGGGUAACAGACACACCUGACGUAGGUUCAGAUGUUUACAUCAAUACUUGUCCAAUAAUGCAUACAAUCAGGUUCAGGGAAACAUUUGACUAAAUGCCAAUAUAUACACACUGUCCACAUUUAUACAAUAACUUGCUCGCCAUGUGUAAAUAUAUACGUGUUUUAGCAGAUUUUUUUAUUAAAAAAAAAAUCACCCGUCCUUAUUAUCUAGAGUUUAAGCAAGAGUUAGUUUUUAUAGGUAGAUAAUUUUACAGUUCUAAAAGGAUAGAACUUUGUGUAAGUACCUUAAAUUAGAGAAAAACUCUGGUUUGUAUGGGCUCAUGCAUCCCCAGAUAAGUAAGUCUGAAGUGCUGAUUUUAUUCCAGUGGCACAUUCCAUGGCUCAGAGCUGAUGUUCUGACAGCACUGCCACUGCAAACCUCUAUUUUCAGGGGUUUAGACAAAAGUUGCUCUGGGCUUAAACCUUACCGAGAAGGAACCCAGCAAAGAAACUUGUUUUUUAAGUAUUAUUUUUUAAAAUAUAUAAAAUUAGUUUUUGACUAUUUAAAAAAAGUUUGGGUUCUCAUUGCUUUUUAUUUUCAUUCUCAAUAAUGUCAGAAUAAUUUUAUGUUAAGAGAGAAAAAAAUAUGGUAAGUUAGUGAUACAUUAAAUGGUCUGAUGAGCUUGGAUCUUAGGAAAAAUGUAUUAAUAGCCAUGACAUUUUUGAGUAGUGGCUACUGUGCAUGGGCAUUGGCAACAUUUCAAAGAAAUAUAAUAGGGUUUUAAUGUGCCUGAGGACAUAUUUUUAUUAUACACUGAAAAAGCUCUAAAAAUCACUGAAGUCUAAAGGUAAAUGUUAUGUAUUUACAAAAUAUUUUGAUAUAAUUAUUUAAUCAUCAGGCCACAGUUAAUAUAAAAUAUAUGCUCCAGCGUAUCUAAAAAAUAAUAUACAUUUUAAAAAUAUACAUUUCUAUAUUAUGCAGAGAAUCCUAAAUUCACAUCAUUGAAACUAAUGGGUCUGAUCUUACAUAGCAGUUGGUUUUAUUGUCUCUUAAAUCAAAAGGAAAAAAAAGAGGAAAAUAAAUAUACAGAAUAUACAUUUGAAGGAUAUUAAGGUUGUAGGCAAACCAUAAAAAGCCAGGAAGUACCAUAAAAAGAAUUGUAUAUAUGUAUAUGCGUGAUUCGUGGUUCACUGGGGAAAUGACCUUAGAGUCAUGAAGGUGAAAUUGACAUCCAGUUUUGAAAUUGCUGCAGAAUUUAAUACCGAGUUGCAGCAUCCCAGUGAAAGUGUUAGCUUCCCUGACCAGCCCCUGUUUUCAUGGUUCAAGAACCUUAAUACACUUCAAAGAGGAUUAUUUUAUGUUUCCUUCCUGACGUGUAGGUGUGUGGUUCCCUGUGUGCCCACUCCCACAGACAUGUUGUACAUAUGCAUGUGCAGCAAGCGCACAGCCCCGGGCAGGGUCCCUGCGCCAGCCCAGGCGCUCCAGUGCACACUCACACUCACACUCACACUCACAGCCUGGGGGCUGUGCUUCACAUCUGCCUCCAAACACGCUGGCCAUGGUUUCCUUUGCCUGAGAAAGGGAUUUGCAUUUGGUCUGACUCCACUCGUGCAUUUUAGUCGAAGCUGAAACACCCUCUAAAGGAUGUAUGUACAGAACACGGAAUAUUAUCCUGCUCCUCAGCCCUAAACAUGACAUUCCUUUUCCCCUUCUUUUGGUUUUGUUUGACUGUGAGGGAUGCAUCUUUCCUUGCAUGACAACUCUGCAGAAAAAUCAUAAUUCUCCAUUUUGUUCUAAGGACAAAUUUUGCUGAGAGAUUCUAUAGGGUACUGGAAGUUGAGAGGGAGGGAGGAUGUGGUGGUAGUACCAUAAAAACUGGAAGCACUGAGUACAGGUAGUAGGAGUGGUGCAUCUUUAAACCCAUUAGGAGAUACCAGCUGCCAUCUCUACAGGACUUGUGUGUGUCAAAUUAUUCAUCAUAUGUGUUUUGUUUGCAUUGUGGCAUGUCUGUAUUGAAAAACAAAUAGUGUGACACUAGACUAACUCCCUCUCACAUAACAACUAACAUGAAUCAUCAUUAAAAUGCUUUGGCUUCCCUUCAUUCUUCUCUCUCUCCUUUGUUUUCUGCCACGUUUUUUCCUCCAUCCUCUGCAUGGGCAGCCUCCUCCUGGGUGCUAACCCCAGGAUCCUGGAGGAGCCCUGGGCUGGCGUGGGGCAUGGGUGGGAGGGCAGCUGCCCAGGGCAAUGUGCUCCAUAGCCACUCCCUCAAGCUUUCUGUCACUUACCCACUCUAAGCACAUUUUGCAAAUCUCUCUGCAGUUUGUUUGGCUGCUUGCUAUGUACAUAUUUUAAGGACAAUCAUAUCCUUAAAAGGAAAAUGGGAAAGUAGCUGGUAGUAGAGCGUCAGUGUUUUGAAUCAUUGCAAUGUGCUGACGUUGAUUCAGGGUAAUGGUUGUGUGAGAGUAAUGAUACAAUUUCAUGUUCAAAUUACCUUUGUACUUCUAAAAUUCGCUUUUGUCUUUAAGCCAUCUAUGUUUUUUAUUCUGAAAGGUAAUAGAAGAUCUAAUAUUUACCAGGGCUUUCAAUUUUCAUGCAAAUAUAUUUGUAUAACUCCACAUAAUGCCUAAAACAAUCAUUGAAAGGAGCUUCAAAGGCUUUCUUUAGACCUAUAUAUAAUUCCUGAAAGAUCCCUGUAAAAUACUAAGAGAUGCCUAAGAACAAACAGUUAAUGGCUUGCUGGAUUUAAAGGCUGAGACAUAAAGAGGUAACAGUCCUGAGGCAUUUUGUGGUAGCUUGCAUUCUUAUUUGUGUUACCAUGUUCAAGCUUAUAUUUUCCUUGGCUUUGGUAGGUAUUGAGGUAGAGUAUGGUGUUCUGAGUCCCAAAGAGAACAUUCCCAACAGUGUCAUUGUUUUGAUUUCCUUAAAGUAUAUUUUUCUUUAUUUGUUUCAUUUGUUAUUUGGUGGUCUGAAUGAUGCUUUGUAAUUAUCAGCUGUAUGUCAUUCAUAAAGGAUUUUAUAGAUCAGGA